Messenger RNA from Dichomitus squalens LYAD-421 SS1, 1477 nucleotides. RefSeq lists its product as uncharacterized. Gene Ontology annotation, molecular function: phosphatidylserine decarboxylase activity. The transcript has 9 exons. The coding region runs from base 1 to 1314 and encodes 437 amino acids. Gene Ontology annotation, biological process: phospholipid biosynthetic process. NCBI's taxonomy places the organism in Eukaryota, Fungi, Basidiomycota, Agaricomycetes, Polyporales, Polyporaceae. The record is from RefSeq and is a predicted model, not a curated record.
AUGGCGCACAUCUCAGCCGAAGCCGCGCAGUCCAAGCCUAUCGAAACCAUUCGUCCUGACAGCCUCCCCGAGGUACAGGACCCCAACCAGGUCGCAGACGCCCUCGACAAGCUCGUAGACCACUCAGAGGAGCACGCGGACGUCAAGCAGUCCAUACACGCCCCUUUCCACCAGCUAUACAACAUCCCGCUCAUCCACAAGCUCAUCCCAGGUCUCGAGAAGCUCGCGAACGAGUACCAUGUAGGCAACUUCGUCAUCGUACGGAGCACGGGCGAGAAGAUAUUUGAGAGCAUGCCUAUCUACCCUCGGCUAGGUAUGCACUUGAUGUUUUACGGCGGCACCCAGAUCAAGUUGCUGCACAAUCGUUCCGUCGAAGUUGUCCUCAAGGAUCUUUCACUUCGUCAAGGGAAGGUCUACGACUCCCCCGAGUCCGUCAAGUCUAUCCCCUCGUUCGUCAACACGUACUCGAUCGGCCUCGACGAGCUGGAGCAGCCGGAUAUCACAAAGUACAAGUGUUUCAAUGACUUCUUCUACCGGAAACUCAAGCCUGGCGCGCGUCUGGUGCAGAAUGCAGACGACCCCCUUGGCUUCUGCAGCCCCGCCGACUCGCGUGUGACCGUCUACCCGACCGUCGACGCUGCAAAGCAGUUUUGGAUCAAGGGUAGUAAGUUCUCGAUCGCUUCGCUGCUGGGCGUUGAACCGGGGUCGGAGAAGGCACGCAUGUUCGAGGGCGGGAGUGUAGGCAUCUUCCGAUUGGCUCCGCAGGACUACCACCGCUUCCACAGCCCGAUCGAUGGCGUCCUCGGGGAUGUCACCGAUAUCCCUGGACAAUAUUACACGGUGAACCCGCAGGCGGUGAACGAGCCCGGGUUCGAUGUGUUCACCGACAACAAGCGCUCCGUGCUCUACAUGACACACGCGCAGUCGAACGCGCCUGUCGCGUUCGUCGCCAUCGGUGCUAUGCUUGUCGGCAGCAUCGCGUGGACUGCAGGCAAGGGCGCCACGGUGAAACGCGUCGACGAACUUGGGUACUUUGCCUACGGGGGCAGCACCGUCGUCAUACUGUUCCCCAAAGGCAUCAUUAAGUUCGAUGACGACCUGUUGAAGAACUCGGAUGUGCCGAUCGAGACGCUGCUCAAAGCUGGGGAGUCGAUCGGGCAGAGCGUGAUGCCUACUGCGGGUUUCAACGCCGCGAACGUGCUUAGGGGAGGGGAUGUCACCCAGAACGAGGCGUCUUCUGGUGCGGAGGCGGGGGCGGCUGCAGGGGGAUGGGAUGUGUGGGGGACAGUUGGGUCAAAGUGCAAUGUGUUGUGAAUGGGUGUUGCACGGGCAGGAAGACAGGGAGGAUAGAGCAACAGAAUCUGAUGGACAUGGACCCUGAACGCGACGAACCAAGUGCUGUACUUUUUGUGUCCAACCAUCGUAUAUAUGUGUGUUCGCAAGCUUUGACUCUAGUUUUGCCUGUGGAUACCAACAU